CCCGCCAGGUCGCGCGCGCCAAGAUGGCGGCGGCGGGGCCGAUGGCGCUGGGGCGGGCGGGGACCGCAGCGCAGGGCUGCGGCCUCACCCUCACCCGCGGCAUCCUCACCCGCCCGGGGCCGCCUCGUCCCCGCGGGCCGCUGCCGCGCACGCCAUGGACCACCCGCGGGCCGCCGCCGGAGGUGCUGGCCCGGGUGGUGGAGCGGCGGCCGGUGCGGGAGCAGGUGGAGCUGGACACCAUCACCUACGCCGAACGGCAGCACUUCCUGCCCGGCCUGGCCCACCCGCGCUUCCCGCCCUGGGAGCGCGGCUGGCGGGACCCGUGGCACUCGCCGGGCCCGCGGUACGAGGAGAUGCCGCUGCACAAGGAGCGCGGCUGCUUCAUCUGCCACCAGCGCGUCCGCAUGCUGGAAGGAGUUCGGCAAGCGCAGUGGCUCACCAAGACAAAGCUGGUGGAAGGUUUACCCCCAUCGGUGCUCGGCAUCAUUGACAACCCGGCUCACCGGCUGGAGGAGCACGAGGAGAGGGUGAAGCAGGCGGUCUCACAUGCACGGCUCUGGGACACAAGAGAACCUGCUCCCAGGAGAGAACAUUAUUGCCCAGUACUAUUUGAAGACUUGAUACAUAUAUGUCGGUUAAUGUCCAUGAAGUAUCCUUCUCUGACGAAAAGAAUGUUGUCUAGAAACUACAAGAUAGCAGCUACGUGGGAAAGAGAAUCCAUCCUCCUUCAGGUCCGAGGCCUGAACGGAAUACUCAUGAACUCCAUGGCCCCAAUACCACCAGUAGCCUCCAAGGAGGAGAUACUGGCCACUGAAGCGCAUGUUCUGGAGACCUUCUAUCCCAUUUCUCCUACAAUUGAUCUUCAGGAAGUGAAUGUGUACAAAGAGCUCAACAAUACAGGUUUUCGAGAUGGUUAUCCGUACUCUCAUCCUCACACUCUGUUCUUCCUGGAAUCGGCCAACGUUCGUACCAACAGGUUCAGACCAGAACAACUUCGUGCUAAAAUGCUGAUGUUUGCCUUCGGCAACGCGCUGGCAAAGGCCAAGGUGCUGUACGGGAAUGAUCCUAAGGUUUUGGAGCAGCCAAUAGUGGUGCAAAGCGUUGGCACAGAUGGUCAGCUCUUCCAGUUCAUGGUGUUCCAGUUAAAUACAACAGACCUUGUCUCUAGUGAUGGCAUAAAAAAUCUAGUCUGGGUUGACUCUGAUCAGAACCUGUAUGAAAAAGCCCAGUGUGUUCCAGAAGUCAAGAAGAGAGUCGUUACGAAGCCCACUGGAAUAUAUGGCUUUCAGCCAGACACAUUCAAGAAGUUUCUGGCACUGUAUCUGCAUGGAACUGUGUGAAAUGCAGCUCAAAUGAAAAUACUUCACCAACUGUACCUGCUGCUUUUCUUUGCUAGAACCAUUACAUAAUUAAAGAAGGGUGGAUUAAUUUACUUUAAAAAAUAAAUUAUAUUGUUACUGAGAGUAAAAAAAAAUUCAAACUAAA
Molecule: messenger RNA, 1485 nt
Organism: Columba livia (rock pigeon)
Lineage: Eukaryota; Metazoa; Chordata; Aves; Columbiformes; Columbidae
Gene: MRPL37
Product: mitochondrial ribosomal protein L37
Exons: 7
Coding region: 24-1340 (438 amino acids)
Biological process (GO): translation
Cellular component (GO): mitochondrion; ribosome
Molecular function (GO): structural constituent of ribosome
Source: RefSeq, a predicted model, not a curated record